This is a messenger RNA of Acytostelium subglobosum LB1, 315 nucleotides long. RefSeq lists its product as hypothetical. Bases 1 to 315 code for a protein of 104 amino acids. NCBI's taxonomy places the organism in Eukaryota, Evosea, Eumycetozoa, Acytosteliales, Acytosteliaceae. The record is from RefSeq and is a predicted model, not a curated record. The transcript has a single exon.
AUGUCAAUCAAACUCUUUACCAUCUUGGUCGUCGCCUUGGCCUGUAUCUCAAUGUGCAAUGCUGAUUAUUGGAAUCCAAACAACAACAAUCAACAACAGCAACAACAACAACAACAACGUGAUGGUAAUUGGAACAACAAUCCAAAUGUCUAUUAUAACGCCAACGGAUAUUUCGCCCAGAAUCGCAAUGGCAACCUCCAGCAGCAACAGCAACAGCAGCAACAGCAAAUGGGAAUGGGUCAGCCCAUCUACAGAACCUACCAACAGCCAAUCUACAAUCCCUACAACACAUAUCCUGGCCAAGUCUUCAUCUAA